This is a messenger RNA of Monodelphis domestica (gray short-tailed opossum), 1477 nucleotides long. The record is from RefSeq and is a predicted model, not a curated record. Lineage: Eukaryota; Metazoa; Chordata; Mammalia; Didelphimorphia; Didelphidae.
AUGUCCUCAUCAAAAUCUCAGGCUGGGACUCCUGUCUUCUCUCUGGUCCCAUUAAGAUCAGGCUGUGCAGUAUAUGUACCCUGGGCUGAAAUUCUGGACUUCACUGAAGAUUUGUUUGGGACUUUAAGGGGUCUGUGUUGGGUUGGACCACUCUUGGCUCAGGCAGGGUCAGGUCUGGAUGUUGGCUUAAGUGGAGGUUCAGACCCUGGAACAGUAGAUGGGGUGAGAGUACGGGAUAAGAAGGGGACCAAUCUCUUCUGCUUGGCAUUUCCCGGCAGCCCCUCGCUGUGGUGGGUCUUGUACACAACCAUCAUGGCGGCAGCCCGAGCCACGAAUGACGACAGGGACUCAGGCAUGGAACAAGAUGCCCAGAAGCUACAGCUCAACUGUGUAAACACCAAGGCUGAGACCACCUCCCUCGCCUCCUCAUCGCCCUCUGCCUCAGCGACCAAGAGCAGCCUGCAGGCGGACCAGUUGCUGGAGAAUAUAGCCAGUACCCAGGCCUCAGUCAGCAAUGGCGACAACGCUGAAUUGGAGAAGGAGCUGGUGGAUCUGAAGAUCAUCUGGAACAAAAACAAGUAUGACCUGCGAGUGCCUCUGGACAGCACCGGGGCGGAGCUGAAGCGCAGGAUCCACUCCAUUACAGGACUACCACCUGCCAUGCAGAAAGUUAUGUUUAAGAGACUUCUACCUGAGGAGAAAACAUUACGGGAAAUCAAAGUGACCAGUGGUGCCAAGAUUAUGGUGGUUGGAUCUACAAUAAACGAUGUUACACCCAAAGAGGCAGCACAGCAAGAAGCGAAAGCUGAAGAGAGUAAAAAGAAGCCACUUUGUAGGCAAAAGCAACACAGAACAGUAUUAGAUAAAGGGAAACUUGAAGUGAUGCCUUCUGCUAAGAGUGCCCAGGAACAACUGCCAACAGUACCUUUAUCAGGCAUGUACAACGAGAGAGGAGGAAAAGUAAGACUCACCUUUAAAUUAGAACAAGACCAAUUGUGGAUUGUCCCUAAAGAGGGAGCUGAAAAAUUAUCCAGAUGCUCCAUUCAAAAUUUGGUCAGUGAACCUAUUGAAAGACAUGAAGAUCACCACAUGAUGCAAUAAAUUGGAUGUACUUUUGUUGGUAAUCAAACUCUCCCAGCAGUUGAGUGAGUACAAUUCAAGACAUCAAGGGAGACAAAUGGGGCAAGAGCCAUCUUUUGCCAGCUUUGACUAAGCACGGUGUAGGCUUUAUUUCCAAAUGUGACAUUACAUCAUUUUGCCUUGACUAGCUUUUAAAUAUUUUCUGAAGUUGGCUAGCCCUGUCCUAGUGACUUCAAGAGUGAAAUGGAGAAGGGAGGUGGUUGAGUCAAUUUUUGAAGCUUUUCCUUAAGAGAUGGGCUUUUGACCUGUGAUAUCAUUCUUUCCACAAGUAUUUGAGCAACUCCUGUGUACAUAACCCUGUGGUGGACAUAAAAAUUAAAAUCAUAGACCGCCAAAA